AUGGAUCACGAUGGCGGAGCCACGCUGGAGGUGGAUGAUAAGAGCGCAUGGGCCAGUGUAGAUGGCGGCAUGGACGAUCCUGAAGAGAUUCGGGUCAUCUUCUGUGCCUUGGAUUCGUUUGCCCAAUAUGCCAAAGUUGCCCACUUCAACGUCACUCAUCUUCGCCGCCGGUCCUUCUAUGCCCUCCCUCAGGCUCACUGGAAGCUACUCGCAGCGCCUCCCUUCAACUUCCUCGACACUCUGGAGAAAGUCGAUGAUGCUAUCGACAGCAAUGCCGACCUGGCUCGGUCCAUUCUGAAAUCGGGACUGGCUUCGUUUAAUGCUCUUCCUCCCAACUUCUCAGAGUCGGAUCAACCUGUCAUGCCGCAUGAGUGGGCUGGAAUAGCCAAACAUGCCGACAUUGACAAGGCAAGGAGCACUCUUCGCCAAUUUUACCGGGACUGGUCCGCAGCUGGUGCGGAGGAAAGGGCAGUAUCAUACGGACCUGUGAUGAAAGCCCUUGAUCAAGAGAGGGCCAAGACGUCGCAAGACAGCCGUUUGAAAGUGCUUGUCCCCGGAGCGGGUCUAGGAAGACUAGUCUUUGAACUAUGUCGAGACGGCUAUGACACCGAAGGAAAUGAAAUAUCCUAUCACCAGCUACUAGCGUCAUCGUAUAUUCUCAAUGAGUGCCACAGCGCUGGACAGCACACCCUCUACCCUUGGAUCCACACAUUUUCCAAUCACACAAGCCGAGAGAAUCACCUGCGAAGCUACCCCGUGCCAGACAUUCACCCUGGCACCACCCUGCUCGACGCUUCCAACAUUGGCUCCAUGUCUAUGUGUGCCGCAGACUUCCUUUGCCUCUACGGCGAUGAUGAACACGAAGAAUCCUACGAUGCCGUCGCCAGUGUGUUUUUCCUCGACACGGCACCCAAUCUCAUUCGAUACCUCGAGGUCAUCUACCACUGCCUUCGCCCAGGCGGCGUCCUCAUCAACGUUGGUCCCUUACUGUGGCACUUUGAAAACGACGCGCCAGGCAAUCAUGGCCACGAUGAUGACGGUGACGGCGAACAUGACCUUAACAACUCAUCUGGCAUUGCCGACCCUGGGAGCUUUGAGUUGACCAACGAUGAGGUCAUGGCGCUGGUGGAGAAGUUGGGAUUUGUAGUAGAGACGAUGGAGACGGGCGUCAGGGCGCCGUACAUUCAAGACAUGGAUAGCAUGUUGCAUAUGGUAUAUAAUGCGACGACCUGGGUAGCUCGCAAGCCGCUGGUGAAGAACGAAACUAGAGAAACGACGGUAUGA
Trichoderma gamsii is the source of this 1284-nucleotide messenger RNA. RefSeq lists its product as hypothetical. The record is from RefSeq and is a predicted model, not a curated record. NCBI's taxonomy places the organism in Eukaryota, Fungi, Ascomycota, Sordariomycetes, Hypocreales, Hypocreaceae. Bases 1 to 1284 code for a protein of 427 amino acids. Gene Ontology annotation, molecular function: S-adenosylmethionine-dependent methyltransferase activity. The transcript is spliced from 2 exons.